Acomys russatus (golden spiny mouse) is the source of this 1307-nucleotide messenger RNA. It is a transcript of the gene Znf524, whose product is annotated as zinc finger protein 524. The transcript has 2 exons. The record is from RefSeq and is a predicted model, not a curated record. The coding region runs from base 158 to 1123 and encodes 321 amino acids. NCBI's taxonomy places the organism in Eukaryota, Metazoa, Chordata, Mammalia, Rodentia, Muridae. Gene Ontology annotation, cellular component: nucleus.
GCCUAGGGGCAGGGCCCCCACUGCCCCCCGCCCCUUCCCACGCUUCGGCCCGUCGCCCCCAGCGCGCGCGCACGCGCGCGUGUGCACACACACGCGAGCCCAGGCAGCAUGCAAAUGAGCCGGCUCCAGUACCCAGACUCAAGCUCCCCACUGCUCAAUGGACAACCCCAGCUCAGACCCGUUGCCUUCAACUUUGUCUGGGGAGGAAGAAAAACCUCUGGUCUUACUUCCUCCUGUUCCCCGGGGCCGCCGAGGCCGACCUCCAGGGGGAGCCACCACGUCCAAUCGGACUCUCAAGUCCUCCCUCCCUCGAAAGCGGGGCCGCCCCCCCAAAUCAGUGCAGGAAGCCCCGUUGCCAGCACCAGUGGACAGCGGUGGCAGCAGCGAUCUUCUGUUGAUCGACGAUCAGGGCGUUCCUUACACGGUUCCCGAAGGGUCAGCCGAUGGGCCCCAGGGCUCCGGCCCCAAGAGGGCCCCACACUUCUGCCCUGUGUGCCUGAGAGCCUUCCCCUACCUCUCCGACCUGGAGCGCCACAGCAUCUCACAUUCAGAAUUGAAGCCACACGUGUGCAAAGAUUGCGGCAAGACCUUCAAGCGGUCCAGCCACUUGCGGCGUCAUUGCAACAUCCAUGCUGGCCUUAGGCCCUUCCGUUGCGUGCUCUGCCCUCGCCGCUUCCGAGAGGCAGGGGAGCUUGCACAUCACCACCGCAUCCACUCUGGGGAGCGACCAUACCAAUGCCCCUCGUGCAGGGUGCGCUUCACCGAGGCCAAUACCCUCCGGCGCCAUUACAAACGCAAACACCCAGAGCUUGUGGGAAUGCCCGUGCGCCUGUGCCCCCCAAACCCAAGGCCCCAACCUCUGUGGGAUGACGAUGACGAGGGCACCCCUGUUCCAGAAGGGGUACGGGAGGAGAGUCCUGAAGGAAAGGAGCCUGCUUGGCCCAUGUCGUCCACCACUUCUCCCGUGUCUGGGUUUACAGCAGAGGGUUCAGCUGGCGCUGGACAUGGCCAAGGAGCCCAAGACACCCUUAUUUCUGGUGGUAUUCCCGUCGUGGAAGGGAGUCGAAAGCAGGGACCUAAAUCUCUGGGUCCUGAGGCCAUCUAUCACCCUCCUGCAGACUGACAGGCUCUGGGAGGCAUGGGCUGUGGAAAUAAACCCCCUGCCUACUGACUUCCAGUGUGUGUUCAGUCAUGGUGCCUGCCCCUUUCAGUGUUCCUUAGUACCUAGCCUGGCGGCGGUGUGUGUGUGACUGGAGAGAACCCCGUUUUGUCUCCUUGGCAUGGUGCCAAGGAACCAAUGGCUUGGA